GCUUUAAUAAUACUAGCUACCAUCCACUAGUAUCCAAAUUUUACCAAUACCCUCUAAAUUUUAGGCUUUUUAAUUACCCCAGGAUUGAGAAAAAAACAAACUUUUUUAAUUCAUCUCUUUCGUUGAUGUUUUCAAUACUCGAAAUAUAAGUACAUUGUCCCCUCUAGUUAAAGUGAGUUUAGGAUGAUUUGGCAUCAAUCCUCUUUAAGCAAAUCAAUAUCAGUUUUAUCUUUAAUCAAACACAAGUGUCACUUCAGUAUAAGUGGUGUGUACCUGGUUACCUUGUUAAAGCAAUGCUCAAACCUCAAACAUAUCCAACAAACUCAUGGGUUGAUGAUCUUUAGAGGUUUUGACCAGGAUAAUUUUCACCUUAGUCACUUCAUUGAUUCAUGUUCUUCACUGGGUUUCUUCCAUUAUGCGUAUUUAGUUUUCACCCACAAAUCCCAACCAAAUGUUUAUCUUUAUAACACAAUCAUCAAGGCUCUUUCUAACUCUCCCUCUCCCUUCGGUGCCAUCUUUCUUUUUAACAAAAUUCAAGCAGCUGGCUUGAGACCUGACACUUACUCAUUCCCUUUUGUGUUAAAGGCUGUUGUUAAGUUAUCAGCCCUUGAAAUAGGAAGACAGAUUCAUUGUCAAUCCAUUGGACCUGGGUUGGACUUUGAUGUUCAUGUUGUCACUGCCCUUGUUCAAACGUAUGGUGCCUGUAAAUGCAUCUCUGAUGCUCGAAAACUGUUUGAUGGAUUGAGCCUGAGAGCCGGACACGUUGCCCUUUGGAAUGCAAUGGUUGCCGGUUAUGUAAAGGUUGGUGAUUUGAAGAAUGCUAGAGGAUUAUUUGAGCGCAUGACUGAAAGAAAUGUAAUUUCUUGGACAAUUUUGAUUGCAGGGUAUGCUCAGAUUGACCUUAAUAAUGAAGCAAUUAGUAUUUUUCAGAGGAUGGUGCUUGAAGAUGUUGAGCCUGAUGAAAUUGCUUUGUUGGCUGCACUUUCUGCUUGUGCUCAUUUGGGUGCAAUUGGGUUGGGAGAGUGCAUUCAUAACUAUAUUGAUGAACUUGGAUUGUACAAGACGAUUCCUCUUAACAACGCACUCAUAGACAUGUAUGCUAAGUCUGGAAACAUGGAGAAGGCUUUACAUGUAUGUAAGAACAUGAAGAAUAAAAGUGUUAUAACAUGGACUACGAUGAUUGCUGGACUGGCUCUACAUGGUCUUGGAAGAGAAGCCCUUGACAUGUUCUCUCAAAUGGAGAUGUCUGGAACUAAACCAAAUGAGAUUACUUUCAUUGCCAUCCUUUCUGCUUGUAGCCAUGUUGGCUUUGUUGAAUUGGGUCGCUCAUUUUUCGAAAACAUGAAAUUAAGGUAUGGGAUUGAACCAAAGGUUGAGCACUAUGGUUGCAUGAUUGAUCUACUCAGCCGUGCUGGUUACCUCCAAGAAGCACGGGAGCUACUUGAAACGAUGCCAUUUGACGCAAACGCAGCUAUAUGGGGCUCUCUUCUUGCUGCUUCCAAUAUAUAUGGUGAUGCUGAACUUGGAGAGUGCGCUUUGCUGCAUCUAAUAAAGCUGGAGCCCCAUAAUAGUGGAAAUUAUACACUCUUAUCAAAUAUAUAUGCUUCUCUUGGUAAGUGGAGUGAAUCUAGAAUGGUAAGGAACAUAAUGAGAAACAUAGGUGUUAAAAAGAUGCCUGGAUGGAGUUACAUUGAAGUGAAUAGCAGAGUUCAUGAAUUUAUAGCAGGAGACACAUCGCAUCCUGAUUUUGAUAGGAUUUACCAAGUUUUAUGCAAGUUGCAUUGGCAGUUGAAGACUACUCAGCAUCUUCAAAAUGAAUCUUGUCGCCUGCUUGUAAUUGAUGAAGGAUAGGGUAAUUACACUUACAGACAUACAAAUGAGAACCAGCUUUGAGUGCUUUGAUGAUUACUACAGUGCGACCAUCUGACAAGCUACAACACAGUACCAUGUUUGUAAAAGCUAUAGUAAUUCAUAUUAUAUUGCUGUAUCUUUCGUUAAGAUUCAGAUGCAUUUAAAGACCUGAUAAAAGCCUCUUGGGAGAAUUGAGUUUUUCCCAUCAUAAGAUCUAGUACUGAAGUUACUAGAUUUUUUUGUUUGUGCACCGAACUUUGGUGCAUAAGAAUACUUGUGCCAACCCAGCAACCAUCAGGUGAAGAAAGAGUGCCAGAUGCAUUAUCCUCUAGCAAUAAGCCAUCUACAAAAUCUUGUGUUAGUAUCGUUGUCUGUGUUGUAUGAGAUGCAGAAGGGGAAUUUGAUCUUGACUCCUCAGCAAAUAAAUCCUUCAACAUUGUCUGUGGUUUUUCAGUUAUUACUUCUGCUACAGGGAAAGUUACUGACUCAGCCCGAUGAGAUGAUCGCCUUCUCCUUCUCCCAAGGACUUGACCUUUUUCUUCUACAGUAUGAAGAUCUCUUCCAGAUUUCCUUCUGCUGCAAAACGUUGACCUCAUAAAUCCUGGCAAUUGUGACAAAGGAGCUGUGACAUCUCCAAUCCGGUCCUUCUUAACUUUGAGGUUAGAUAGUGGCUCCUCAGAAGAUAAAUGGGGAACUUGUGGUUUCACUUCGAAAGAAGGGGCUGGCCUUGGGUCUAUAUAAUGAAGAAAGAAAUGAAAUCACAUAGAAGUUGUUGCAUUUCAAUCACCUUGUGAUGAACCUGGAUGGAAAACCUUGUCAAAGCUGUAACUUUUACUCUUAUUAUCAUGAAGCCUCAGAAGAACAUUGUUUGAAUCUAAAGCUACAACAGGUCUUAAGCAUCCGUAAUUCUCCUCCACUCUGAUUGGUCUUACACGACAAAAUACACGGAUAUUCCCUGCAAUGGCAGAUGUGAAGAGCAAAUGACCAGAAUCAGUUUACAAUGGUUUUUCAAGUUGAGUGCAACCAAUUGUCCAAAGACAUUAAUAAUCAUUCUGUUUCGGACCCAAAAUCUUCUUGAUCAACCUAACUCGGUUGAGUUAAAAGUUAAAACACCAAGUUCAUCUGUUGACAGGCAAACAAACAAAGGAGAGACAAUAAUGAAACGAAUGGAAUGAGUAGGAGGUAAUGAUUCAUGGAAACGUGGCAAAGAUAUACAGACAGACAAACAUGCCAACAUACAAGUUCACAGAUACUUAUCUACCUUUUAGUUUUGAAACGGCAUUUCCUUCUACAUCUUCGUUAUCU
This is a messenger RNA of Pistacia vera, 3156 nucleotides long. Its product is annotated as pentatricopeptide repeat-containing protein At5g56310. Gene Ontology annotation, biological process: RNA modification. Gene Ontology annotation, molecular function: RNA binding; protein binding. Lineage: Eukaryota; Viridiplantae; Streptophyta; Magnoliopsida; Sapindales; Anacardiaceae. The transcript is spliced from 5 exons. The record is from RefSeq and is a predicted model, not a curated record. Bases 184 to 1851 code for a protein of 555 amino acids.